UAUCUCAAUUCCUGCGAAGGGUUCGUCGCUCGACCCAGCAUCCAAGUCUCCUUCCGAGCGCUCGCGAUCCUGCGGCCGCCGCAUCGAACCAGGAACUGGUCAGUCCACCCAAGAAAACGGUAUCAAGUGAGGUCCAUCCGCAAAACACUUUCGAUCUCGAGACAGCAGAACUAGAGCAAUAUCUUGUAUAAGCCGCUAGAUAUCGAGAGCUGCGGACCAGUGCUCAGUCGGACGUCGGUGGGAACGCACGCUUAGCGCUUUUCGCGAUCCUGCACACGUGUGUACCAUCAGAGUACCAUCGGACCAUGAGAUGGUAGUGCGUCUUGUGCCGGCGUCGGAUUCUCGCAGUGACUAAAGUGUCGGAUUUUCAGUGAGUGGAGAUGGGAUUUGUGCUCCUGCUGAAAUUUUGAAAAGUGUUUGUGAAUACGUACGGAGUAAGACGGACCCUCCGAAUUCCCAUGAGUGUGGUAGACACGGGCCUCCCUUGGCUUCGGUACUUGCCCCCGCUGCCCCUCAGCCUGCCGCUCACCAUGCGCGAAAAGGACUCCUCCCCCCGCAAGAUGCUGGUGGCCUCCGGCGGCCACAGCUCGCCCAAGCAGGCCGCCGUCUACCCGCUGUCCGUGCGAGUUCCUCCGGGGGACGAGAUGCCCUUCGACCUGUCCCGCAACACCCGGUCCCCGGGCCCCCACAUGUCGCCCGCCGGGCGGCCGCCCCCGGGCCCCCAGGACGGUGACGAUCAGCCCCUCGACUUGCGCGUCGAGCACAAGAAGCUGUCGCUCAUGAUCAUCCGGAGGCAGGUGGAGGACGAGAACCGCAACCUGAUCUCGCCCGCCGUGAGCGUGAGCAGCGACAAGGACGACGUCAUCGUGGACGAGGGCGGCGCCGCGGCCAAGGCGUUCAGCCCGCAGAUCCCCGGCUACCCGGGCAUGCUGUUCCCGCCGCAGCCCAUCCACCCCAUGAUGCUCGAGGCCAUGUACCGGGCGCAGGGCGAGAAGGUGCCGCGGCUGCCCAUCCCGUAUCCCAGCUCGCCGCCCGGCUACCACCAGCGGUACCCGUUCCUGAGCCCGUCCAUGCUCAGUCCCCCGGUGAACCAAGUUCCUUUCGACAUGCUGAGGACGAGCGCUCCUCAGGCGCCCAAAGUCUUCGACGCCGCCGGCGGCAAGAUGAAGGACAGGUACGCUUGUAAGUUCUGUGGUAAAGUUUUCCCGAGGUCGGCGAAUCUGACGCGGCAUUUGAGGACGCACACGGGGGAGCAGCCCUACAAGUGCCGGUACUGUGAGCGCUCGUUUAGUAUCUCGAGUAAUCUUCAGAGACACGUGAGGAACAUUCAUAACAAGGAGAAGCCGUUCAAGUGUCCGUUGUGCGAGCGGUGUUUCGGGCAGCAGACGAACCUCGACAGACAUUUGAAGAAGCACGAGGCCGACGGGCCGACGAUACUCGACGAACGCAACCUCCAGAGACGGACCAUGACGCCGAGGAACAUGAGCGAGGAGUCGUACUUCGAGGAGAUCCGGUCGUUCAUGGGCAAGGUGACCGACGGGCGGUUGCUGCAGCACCUGCAGCCCCCCAAGCAGAUGGCGAACUUCCCGAUCGCGCUGCCGCCGAAGCUGUUCGACGGGCAGGGCCAGGAGAAGCCGACGAGUCCCGACGACGCCAAAAGAGACUCCUCCUACUUCUCGGACAAGGACAACUUCUCGUCGCGGUCGUCGAGCAGCUCGGAGAAGGACGACGAAGACAAGAACCAGGACAAGAGCGAGGAGUGCGCGAAGAUGGACGAAGACAUCAGCAACAACAACACAUGAUCGACGGUAAAAUUGUGAUACGCGUUUGUGUCCGGUUCGGCCGGCGCAUCCGUUCGAUUUUGGUACAAAUGAAAGUGAACCGAAUCAAAUUGUAAUUUAUCGAUUAAAGCGGUGCCAAUUGACGAUCAAGUCCGACGGCACUCCCGAAGAAAGCUCACGUGGUUCGCCACUCAGAUUGUGAUUAUACGUAUUACAAAACCAAAUUGUUGUUCACAUUCUCGCUCACACUUAAUGAGGAGUUUAUUCUCGAAUCGAUUACGCAAUCGCCGCGUUCAGAGAGACCAAUUAAAUCAAAAGAAGAUGCCGUAUUUUAUGCGGACUUUUAUAUCCUAAUUUGUUUUGGGGGCACCGCCCGACCGACGUUUCUAAAUUUACGAACGACCAUUUUCUCGCAGUGUACCUAUGUGUCGCGACGCGAAAAUCGAAUCCUUAUGGCCUCGUUCGCUUUUCCAAAAACCGACCAGGAAGUGUCCCAACGCCACCACACACACAAGAAUCCGAAACCUGCAACACCAGUCUUAAUUAAGAACGGAAAUCGACGCGAAUUAACCAUAAACGUAGGCAAUUAAGAGUGAUAGUUGAGACACAAAUUACCCGUUUCGUAUAUUUUAAAGUAAAUCGCGUCGUUUUCCUAAUUGAAUCAUAGAAGAAAGUUCGGUACGACUUUCCAGAAAAACCUUUUUUUCCUCGCUCGCAACCAGUUAUUGGAAAGAUGCGUAUCGGAUGGGAACGGAUGUCAAGAGCGCUUCACAAUGUAAAAGCGGCUCAUAUAUUCCAUAAAUUUUAGAGUUUUUUGCGAAUCGCAGCGAUUUAUGGGUGGAAAAUAUGGAGUUAUGGUCAUACCGUGGAAGUAACGUUACGCAGCGGACGAUAACGAUUAUUCCAGUACGGCCCUGGAGCGUUCUAAUCUACAAUAAUCUAAGACAUGUUCCUCGUGUUGCUACAACAAUUCAGAAUCGAGAUAAUGGCUUUAAUCAAAUAAAUGUCUAUAUUUAUGGCUUUGGGCGAAAACAUGUUGUGUUUUCAACGGUUCUUCUUCGAUUUAGAAAUAGUGCAGUGGCGUAACAGAGCUCGAGGGCCACAUCUCCACAAAAAUGAGGGCAAGGCUCGGACUUUUAAUUAUCGGGCAAAAAUUUGCACCAAGUUCACUUCGUCGCCUUGCCUGCGGUCGACUUUUUUCCGAAGCUCUCUUUGUCUUCGCGACUUUCACACAAUUCAUUUUUCGCUAAUGAAUAUUGAUGACCCGCGAACUAAUCUCCGGAUUGCCCAAUUUCCCGGGCCCACCUCUCGAAUCCAUCACCAUCCAGCGCUUUUUUCGCUGCAGCGCGACCAUCUGCUCCUGCAUUUUGCAUGAGGUCAUCUCGAGAUUAGUACCUCGGAGUAAAAUAAAAUUCAAACUAGUUCAGUUUCUUCUCGGCAAGGAAGUGGGUGGAACUAACAGCGUCCAAGCCCGAAGGCAUCUCUUUAACUGACUCCGUAAACGAUACGCUCGCGAGAUUUAACAUAGAUAAAUCCGUUUUGAAAGAAUAACAGGCUGCUUUACGCCGGACAAUAAAUUAUGCGGAACGGUACCGGUGCGGGCUAGGGUGGAGCUAGAUGGACAUGUGCGAAGAGAUGGGAGAUUUUUAUCAAGGCGGUGUUAAGUGAAUUUGGCGGCGGGAAGAGCCGUUAGACGGGCUUUGAUUUAGAGACGGCGAUGCAUAAAAUCUUUCUUGGGAGAACGGCUAGAGCUUUUUUUAAUUAGCGGCGUUUUUGGUGAUUGCGUCUGUGCUUUUUCACUCUUUUCCUUUCCCCAGUGAGGUCAGUCGACUUAGACACCACAAAAUUCUGUCAUCUCCUCUCCUUUCACACGCUUCUCACAACACACAAACCGUUUAACGACCAUCUCACACUCUUUAACGUCCUCAUCAACGCAUUAUCCGCUACUGUGCCAUCCAGCCCGUCAUCAUCUCUGUAAUUGCUUCCAGACGCUACUAAUGACACAUCGACUACACAACAAUCUAUUAUUUGUUUAACCUUUCGCCACGACACCGAUUCAUGUCAUCAUCUAUUACGCAUGAUCGAUAUUAACACAUGCCAGAAAAAUCCAUCGACAUGGGUACCAUACCUACCAUGGCAUUCUAAUUUAAUUGUGAAUGUUGUUUUCGCACAAUACCAUCAUUCAUUGCUGUCGUUUGAACUAAUAUGUUGGAGCUGAUUUUCCUGCAGCAUCAUUCGUCAUGGAUCGAGAUUUGCAUAAAAAUUCUAGCGGAGAUUACACGUGGUUGGAAGGUGAUCAUUAAUUAUGGGUUUGGUGUUGGAGGUGUUGGGGAUUUUGUGUCUUCUAAUUGAAAAAUGUUUACUAUAUGUUUUCAUCUUUUACUCAUUUCUUUUUUCUUUCUUACUGUUAAAAAAAUAUUCUUAUAAUUUAUUUUGCAUUAUAAAUCUGGCUACUUUCUGGUAACUUUGUACAUCUUUUUCUUUCUUUUCUUCAUUCUUUUUCAUCUUUAUUGCUUUGAGCUUUUGAUCUUCUUAUCAUUUUUGUACAACUGAAGCAAAUAUCAAAAUUUGAAACAUACUAAAGUGGAAAAAAAGAUAACCAUAAUAUUUUAAUGUCUUAUUUCAAUGUGUGGUGUCAAAAAUUGCCAUUUCGUAAAGCGAAAAAAGCUCACUACAUUGUGGAAAUUGAUUAAAAUUGUAUGAAAAGGUCGAGAGUUCUGUGAAUUAAUUUCCUCAAAAAAUUUUAAACAAAAGAAAAUUUUGAAUGUUCCUUCUGAGAAAAAAGUAGAAACUGAAAUGUUUUCUUCAUUUUAGCCUGCCACUGAAAAACAUGUACUGAAAAAUAUAAAAACUCUGAAAAUACAA
Molecule: messenger RNA, 4646 nt
Organism: Zophobas morio
Lineage: Eukaryota; Metazoa; Arthropoda; Insecta; Coleoptera; Tenebrionidae
Product: transcription factor hamlet-like
Exons: 2
Coding region: 459-1802 (447 amino acids)
Source: RefSeq, a predicted model, not a curated record